UCGGCGCAACUGGAAACUCCUCUGCUGCUCCCUUGGCUCCAGCUGGGCCGCCCGCCCCAGCCCAGGCCAGCGCUGCCCGGUCCAGCGCUGCCCAGCCUUGAACUGUCCUGCCCAGUGCUUCCCAGCCAGCCCAGCCCAGCACUACUCAGUCCAGAGCUGCCCAGCCUAGAACUGGCCAUCCCAGCGCAGAUCAGCUCAGCCCAGUGCUGCCCAGCACAGCCCAGGCCAGCUCUGCCCAGUCUUGAACUGCCCUGCCCAGCACUGCCCAGUCCAGCACUGCCCAGCCUAGAACGGGCCAUCCCAGCGCAGAUCAGCUCAGCCCAGUGCUGCCCAGCACAGCCCAGGCCAGCUCUGCCCAGUCUUGAACUGCCCUGCCCAGCACUGCCCAGUCCAGCGCUGCCCAGCCUAGAACGGGCCAUCCCAGCGCAGACCAGCUCAGCCCAGCACAGCCUGCAGCAGACAGAUGAAGCGACAUCCGGGUGAAGCUCAUUCCUCAGACGUGGUGGGGGCAGGGACACAUACCCGUGUGCACUGGCACAUCUAGGCACACUCUGACUCCACUCUGAGAUGCACACCCGUCUUUAGACACACUCUCAUCCAGCCAGGUGCACACACAUGCACACACGCUAAAGCAUAUGUGUUCUCACUGAGGCGCACAUUCAGACACCCACUCUCAGGCACACUUAGAACUUACUGCAAAAACACUCGCACACACACCAAGGUGUGUGCACUCAUUCGCGCACACACUCAUUCACACACACACACACACACACACACACACUCACAAACGCUCACUCUGGAGCACCCACGGGACCUGGAAUAGACUCCUUGGGGAGCCAGCUGGCUGACAGGGCCCUGGGAGGACUUCCAGGCACUUCGGGACCAUCUCGGAGAAGGAGCAAGAGGCACAUUGCUUGGCAGCCCAAGCUCCAGGCUGCCCCAGGUCCCUGGGAGCCUCUUGGUGGUAAAUAGGCAGGGAGAGAUUUUUUUAUUUCAAAAGCAAACUUCUUGAAGAGGCAUGUUCAGGGGCUGUCCUGACAGAUUGAGGCCGACCCUCAGGGUGGGAGCUGGGCUCUCUGCCUCCUAGGGCCCCUUAAGCCCAUCCCACCUACUGGACAUGAGCCAGAGCAGCUGCGGAGGGAGAAGAGGAGUCGCUGGCCGGGCAGCUGAUCUGUUGAAGCAUGGCUUCCUGGCUCUGGAGAAGGCUGCGUGGGAAAAGACUCCCUGUCACUGGCUUUUGCUUCUUCCUGGCCCUGUCCAUGGCCGCCCUCACCGGCUUCUCUCCAGGCCUCCCAGCCCAUGACCCCGGGGGGCCUGCUGAGUCUCCUCACAAGGCCGGCCGACCCCUCAGGGCAAUGGAGGGCAUUCCUCCAGGCAGCCCAGAGGCUCUGAGCUCCAGUCAGGGUCCAAAGAUGGCCCCCAUGAGACCCUGGGAAGGAUGGGCCUCCCUGAAGAACUCCAGCUUGGCCUGCAAGGGUGAUCGAGGCUCCAGAGGUAGAGUAGGCCACGGCCAUCCCCAUCCUGGCAAGUCCAGCAGAUACCUGGGCCGGGCCAAGAGGGAUGCUGCUGCUGCUGCCACUGCCGCCGUUACCACCACUCUGAGAGACUUUGGUGCCCCAAGUCACCUGGACAUGACCAGGAACAUUCUUCUGGGGAGGAAGGAUGCCAGGGGCCAGAAAGCCAAGGGCCCUUUGGCUUUGAAACAUGUCUGGCGUGAUGACCACCUCCCAGAGCUGCCAAUCACGGAAAUCCCUCCUGGUGCCCGUCUGGAAGCACAGGCCAUCACUUCCCACCUUGAGGACUUCAGACCCAGUCAGGGUCGGCCCACCCUGCAUAAACCAGACGUUCAAGCAUUUGGGGUUGGGAAGGAGGCCCAGGGCGGGACAGCUGAUUUGUGGCCAGGCUCUGUGGAAGAGCUUCAGGGCUCUAUCUGGUGCGAUACUGGGAUGUCUGGGGGCCUCUCAGAGGCAGGUGAAAUCCCACCAUGGUUCACGGCAGACGACAUGUGGAAAAUGAGGCUGCUGGCCCGUGGAGAGGUGACUGGCAGAGCAAGGGUCCCCGGGCACGGGCAGGUCCUCCGAGUUGGCUUCUCUGUGGAGGGGAUCCAGAAUGCCCUUCCCCCUGACCUCGGCCAGCUGUGCUCCGAGGGGCUCUGUGGGCUGAUCAAAAGGCCCAGGGAUCUCUAUGAGGUCCUCGCCUUCCACCUGGACCGGGUGCUGGGCGUAUACCGCAGUUUGCCCGUGGUGGCACGACAUUUUCACAGCCCCCUGCUGCCCUACCGCUUCACAAGGGGAGAGCCCCGACCUGUGGUCUGGUGGGCCCCGGACAUCUGGCACCUGAAUGACAGUGACCAUGAUCAAAAUUCCUUUGCCCUGGGAUGGCUGCAGUACCAGGCCCUGCUCCGGCUACGGUGUGGCAUGGCCAGCUCCGGGGCUCCGCUGGGGGAGGCCCCCUGCCUGGGCGUCCGCCAUACUGAGUGGGCCCGGCUAGCCCUCUUCGAUUUCCUCCUACAGGUCCAUGACCGCUUGGAUCGCUAUUGUUGUGGCUUUCAACCGGAGCCCUCGGACCCGUGCCUAGAAGAAAGACUCCGAGAGAAAUGCCGAAAUCCAGGCGAGCUGCUGCUUGUCCACAUCCUGGUCCGGGAGAGUGACCCAUCUCGCUUGGUAUACAUCGAUAAUGCUGGCAAACCUUUGCACCCAGAAACCAAACUGAACUUCAGGCUUCUCGAAGGCAUAGAUGGAUUUCCAGAAUCAGUGGUGAAGAUAAUUGCCUCGGGAUGCUUAGCGAAUAUGCUGCUGAAGUCACUGCGGAUGGACCCAGAGUUCUGGGAGAGCCAAGGUGGGCACCAGGGCCUGAAGCCUUUGCUUCGCACCAUUGAGAGGAGAGGACAGAUCCUGCUGGAAUACAUCCGGGGGCACAACUUAACCCUCUUCAGGGAAGAGACUGAAGGAGGGGUCCAGGUGCCACUCACCUGACUAGCACCAGAUCUCAUGGUGGAAAACCAGGAGGACAGGCCUACAGUCAGGGAGUCAGUGUCUUCAGGGCUCCCCACGUUGCAAGGUGCAUUUUUCCACGGUGCAAAUGAAAUGAGUAGAAAACUGUUGCAAUUUCCUGCCCUCUGCAGCACCUCCAGCUGAGGCGGGCAAAGCAAACUGCUGACUCAUGGCUUUCAUGGGUGACUGUCCCCACUAUCACCUCCCGGGGGGGUCUUUGUCACUGCCCCAGCUGCCUCUCCUGUCACUCCGGCAGGGAGUGACAUUUGUGAGGGUGGCAUGUCUCUGGAAGGACAGCUUUUGACAUCUUAGAGGAAUUUCUUUGCCACUCAUAAGUCUUGACUUAGCGCCCUCUUCAUGCCAGGCAGGCACUGGGCUAGGCACCGGAGGAUACAAAGACAAAACUCAGAAUACUGCCUGCCCUCAAGGAGCUUCCAUUCUAUGUGAAAGCACAAGGGCUUUCUGACUCCCCAGCCUGGAUGCCGGUAGUUCAGGUCAAGCAUUCUAUGCAAAUUCAUCCUGAUGCUGCACAGGGUCAAUCUCAAGUGUGUGAACAAAGGUGCUUGUCUGUCUGGAUGCCCGACUCUGUGUGUGCGUCUGACAGUGUGCAUCAGGCUGAAGGGGGAGGGGAAACAAUUCUCCUUGUGUCCCCCUCAGCUUGGAGACAGACUCAGGAGGGCUGUGGGGAGACGUGGAGCCCAGCCUGGGCAAUGAAGAAUUGAGAAGAAUUUAUUUUCAGAGCUGAAUUUCUCAGUGUCUGCUCAGACGUGAAAGCUGCUCUGUUUUCAGUUGUAAUUUCAAGCUGAUAAGGGGGACAGCUUUCGAAGGUUUGGCCAUCAGCACACUCAUUUCUAGUCCCAGCUGCUUCAUUUAGAGCCCCUGACUGCGAGGCAGUCCUAGAGGUGCUGAACUGUGCUAUCACUCACAGGUAGAGCUGAGUGGGCUUUAGAGCAGGGUUUUUUUUUACCUUGGGAUUCACAUACCUCUUGAGGUGGGGGUGGGGAGGAAUUCAAUCUUUAUUUUCA
Phascolarctos cinereus (koala) is the source of this 4018-nucleotide messenger RNA. RefSeq names its product golgi associated kinase 1A (gene GASK1A). Gene Ontology annotation, cellular component: Golgi apparatus. The record is from RefSeq and is a predicted model, not a curated record. NCBI's taxonomy places the organism in Eukaryota, Metazoa, Chordata, Mammalia, Diprotodontia, Phascolarctidae.